UCGUCUUCGUCUUAGUCGCGGAUCCUUCGUUUUCGUUCCCUUUCGAAAAAAAAGACUUCGUUUACCAGUUUGAUAGCGCGGCGUGCCCUCUCCGGUGAGAGAAAAGCAAUCAAAACCGCGACGAAGGUCUGACACGAGCGAAGUGGGAGAUCCGUAUGCGAGCACGUAGAAGCGUGGACAGGUUACGAACGUGUAUUCGUCGUCGAAAGUGGGAGACAGAAAACAGGAGGAAGAGAAAAGAAAAAGGGGACGGAAGGAAGGAAAAAAGGAGGGAGUGAGAGGCAGUAGGCGGUAGAAUGAAGCAUCGUGGACACGAGGAGUAGGGCGACGGGCGAGCAGCAGCGAGGUAGACGGGCGGUCAGGUAGCGUUAACGUUAAAACGGCCACACGUUACGGGCGUAACGAAAAGAAACAGUCAGUCGAGUGCGACCGCGUGCACAGGAAGCUGUCGGAGAUUCGUAGACGUUUGGAUACUCGUACUCCUUCCUUUUCUCCCUCGGCACCUUUAUCAUUUCUCCUUUUGUCUGUUACUCGUUGUUUCGCCCCUUUUUUCCUUCGCCUCUCCCAUCCGUGCGAUACUACGGGCUCGUGACGACGGAGAGGAGGAAGAAGACGCGUGUCGCCGAUGAAGGAAACUGGCGACGAGCAGUCAUCAUUCUUAUUCGCGUUCGCACGCUUUUAACAGCGGCGAGUCUGUUCCGCGAUACGGCAACCGAACGAGGCACGGCCGAUCACCGUCGCCGGGAAGAUACACGGAAACUCCACGAGGAUAUAGGACGGACGUCGCUCGAUUCGCACCGAUCUCUUACACGAGCAACGUGUUUUCCCUCGUAUGGUCUGUCGGACAGGUGACAAGAAGAAAAACUGGGAUCGUGCAACGGGGAACGAGAGAUUUGUUCGAGCGUUGCUGAAGCCGGUAUAACCUCAGCGUCGCAAGACGCUGCCAAGACGAAGAGAGGAAAAUAGCCGGAAAAGGGGAACCGGAACAAGAGACAGACACAUUAAACGCAGAGGCCAAGCAAGAUGACGACUAUAGUAGCGCAUCUGGUCCACGGAUACAGGGACAUAAUGGAUAAUAGAUCAGAUCCCAGGGUGAAGGAUUGGGCGAUGAUGAGCAGUCCUUUCCCGACGAUGGCGAUAUGCCUGUCUUACGCUUAUUUCAGCAAGGUUAUGGGACCGAAGAUAAUGGAAAACAAAAAGCCUUUCAACCUUCGCCAAGUCCUGAUAGUGUACAACUUUAUACAAACGAUAUUCUCCACAUGGAUCUUCUACGAGUACUUGAUGAGUGGCUGGGCGAAAGGAUACAGUUUCCGGUGCCAACCGGUUGACUACUCGAACAGCCCUAUGGCGCUCAGAAUGGCGGCCACAUGUUGGUGGUACUACAUCAGCAAGUUCACCGAAUUCUUCGAUACCCUCUUUUUCAUCAUGAGGAAGAAGAACGAGCACGUGUCCACGCUUCACGUUGUCCACCAUGGAAUAAUGCCCUUCUCGGUCUGGAUGGGGCUGAAGUUCGCGCCAGGGGGCCAUAGCACUUUCUUCGCCCUCCUGAACGCUUUCGUUCACAUAGUAAUGUACUUCUAUUACAUGGUGGCUGCGAUGGGCCCGCAAUACCAGAAGUACAUCUGGUGGAAGAAGUACCUGACUACCUUCCAAAUGGUGCAAUUUGUCAUGAUCAUGACGCAUCAGUUCCAGCUGUUGUUCACGGAGUGCGAUUACCCGCGGACCUUCAUGGUCUGGAUCGGGCUGCACGGCGUGCUCUUCCUGGGUCUGUUCUCAGACUUUUACAAAGCAAAAUACGUGGACAGAUCGAAGAAAUCUAGCGCGAAGGGCACGUCGCAGAACGGCAUGACGGGGCUCUGCAUGCCCGUCCUCGAGGAUUCGACGCCGACGCCCCGUGUGAACGGCGUCUCGUCGUACGCGACGAUCUAUAACAAGGAGUACAACAGUUGUUACAGCAACGGUACCAAUAACGGUUACGUCGCCAACAACAACACGGAGAAGAAGCUCGCUUAGGACAAGCGCUUUUCUGGUUUUUGGGAAAACAGCUCGGGACAUGGAAUCACACGUUACCAUAUUUAAAUCCAUUUACACGGUUCGACUCUCGCCGACGCUCCGUCAAGAGAGCACACGGUGAGCCGUGUUACAAGAAACUCUCCGACGUGAAUGAAAGAAAAAUGAAAGAAACGAACGAGUCGCUCCCAAUUGCUGCACCUUGGGGGUGUUGUGCGUUCGAAUACACGAGAGUCGUCGACGAGAGGACUAACAAAAAAAAUCGCACACACGUUCGAUUUUCCCGCUAAACGCUUCGAAAACUGUAUUUUAUUUUGUUAAACUGUCCACCGAGCUGCCGACGCGAACGCGUCCAAUCGUCAUGGGGGUAAUAUGUGGAGGGGGUUAUUACACGUAAGAACUAUUAACGGUACGUAUCAUUCAUCGAGGAAAAAAAAAACUGAGAGCUCUUUCGCGCUUCUAUCUGUUGUUGGGCUCGCGUACUUGUCGAUCGAUCGCAAAACAGAUCCGCAACGGGCUUGCGGGAACGGUUGAGCAGACCGCUAGAGAGCUGCAACGACAUGGAAGAUGGGAGGAACGCGAGCGUAAAUACGAGAGCGAACACGGUAAUCAAGUUAAUAUUCGAGAAAGAUUAUUUCUUGGCCAUGGACAAGAUUAAAACGCGCACACGACUUAAUAACGAGCCGCAGGAUCCUCGUCGGAAUCGGACGGUGAUUCUGUUCCUCCCCCUUUUGGAGCACGCGCUACCACUAAACGACCGAUUAGCUAGUGUGUUCCCUUGUGCCGCGUUAAGUAUGCGUGAGCAAGAGUGUGAUCGUUUGUUAGAAGAGGUUGUAACGUGAUUUGUGAUGAGGCAUUUCUCUCGUUGGGACGCACCCGGAGAACGAUCCCCUUUCGACCAGAGCUGCGUGGAUACCUGGAAGCUUUGGUAACCACGAGAUAUUUAAGUCGAGAUUCUGGAAAUCUCUUGCCGCGCAUAGUAAGUCGCGGGGAUAUUUAUUGGGAAAUCACCGCUGGAGAUGGUUAAGUUUUGAUUUGUAUUUUCAACAGUACGUUCAACGAAUUUAUGAAAAUUCUAUCGUUUAUCAUAAAUCGAGAUUGGGUAACCCCGUGAAUCGAAAUUUUUUGACUGGAGCCUCGGAUAAGCGCGCAGCUCUGCCAUCAAUCGUAUUUCCUUAUCGUUGUCCGACUCUGUCUCUCUAUUGCCCCGAUUGUGUUCAAAGCUUUGGUGUUCGUCGUACGAAAUAAGCGUCUGUCGAUUCGCGCGAAGGAGAAGGCCGGUCUUAUCGGUUUCCUUCCUCUCGAAGCUUGGUUCCGCUACUACUGAUUUAUCGGCUCGGCACACAGCGUAAUGUAAUCGCGACAGCAACGACCCGAGAUGGUCAAAAUUAUCAUCCACGUGAAAAUUUCGAAUAACGAAUAACAGACAAGCGACUCUUUUAUCUGCUACUCGUCGAGCAAACAAUAGAUAAACAAAGACUUGAAUUUUUGCCCAUCUCCGGUGACAAAUUAGCUUUUUUACGGUCACGAGACGCCACGCAAUACAAUUUUGUUUCCUUGUCCGUGAAGUAUUCGCGAUUAACCGUACGUUCACCUCGUUAUGGAAUCAAGCUUCCGAAGAGCACACGAAAUUCUCUUCGACGAAGAUUAUUCUUGUUCGCCGUUUCGAGUCGGUCGAAAAUUAGUAAAAAGAAGUCGAACGCCAAUCGUUCGCGAUUAAUUCAUACGUGUACGUGUUGCUAAAACGCAUUAGAGGGAAAGAGAUUUAAAUGAAAGAAGAAAAAAAAAACGUAAGCGUUCACCCGUAGGAAAAUCGUAUAAGACCUUUCGUUGAGGUUUCGGACUUUUUGUACUCUUCCUAUUGAACGGGAAGAAUCGGAAGGAAUUUUUUUAUUUAUGACCGCAUCGAAAUAAAAUCUGAGGAAAAGAAAACACAAAAUUCGAUCCUAUGAAGAAAAAAAAAUGAAAAAAAAAAACAUUCGUCGUUGUAUAUUUUUAUUACAAGGGAAAAAUCGAUCGCGAAACAAACAUGACACGUUGACUGUUCGAUGAAUGGGUGUCGAAGACGUGCUUUCGUGGUGAAAGUAUUCGUAUAUAUGAAAAAAAAAAUUUAUUAUGCCAAGUUUUAAAUAACGUAUUAGAGAAAUAUUUGAUGAAAAACGAUUUAUAUAAUAAAAGACGAAAAAAAAAACCGAGAGAAAAUAACGUCGAUAAGACUGUUAAUAUAGUCGUAAAAAGAGAGCGUACGAGUGCAAAUAAUUAUUACGCCGAGAUCCUCGAGAGACAAACUCUCAUUUCCUUCUGAUACGCUAGCUUUUAACGUUGCAUUUCUUUUAUUUUUGCAUCGCCUGAAUGGACAAGGAUACGCCCGCGUCCUUGUCGCUUGUUCCAAAGUGUACAGGAAUUGAUCGUCGAGUUAACAAUUUAGCAAAUAAUUUUAUAUCUACGAAGCAAUGAAGUCUACGCUCAAAAUGUUGUUCCCUCAUCCCUUCCGUUAAUAGCGAAACCGCACAGAUAUGUAUAUUUCCAGUUACGAGUGAAGUCUAUCGUACAUUAGUGUGUGAUCAUCAAUCGGCUAAAAUCGCUGGUCCUUCUUUUUUCUAUUUUCUUUGUUACUUGUAAAACUUUAAGUGACUAUUCCCGCCCUGGACGCAUCGCUGUUCGAGUCGAUACGACGCACGGACGUUCCGUGAACGGUUCUUUUAGUGUGGUAGAACCUCCAUUCUCCAAUCGAUAGAAUUUUCCAAUAACGGAUAACAAAUCUUUUUAAACGUUUCUUGAUUGUGUUGGAGGUACAUUUUAUUUGAUUCUCAAGCCAUCCGAGCCCUUUUCUUCGAUGGCACCGAUGGUUCCACUGACCAUUCCAAGACACUUCCAACCUUUGGAUGACUCUGAGCUUUAUUCCUGCAGCCAACUAAUUCGUAAUGUAAAACUAAAAUGUUCUAGCAACCGAAAAAGAGAUAUUCCACGAGAAUGUGUUUGGAUAAUGGAGGUUCUAACGUGUACCAUUAGAACUCUGUUCCGCCGACGUGUUUAUAACGAUACCCUUAAGAUAGCAGACAAAGCAACUUCGCACCUGUUAAAGUCUCGCAAAAAAAAAAAAAAAAUUAAA
Molecule: messenger RNA, 5122 nt
Organism: Hylaeus volcanicus
Lineage: Eukaryota; Metazoa; Arthropoda; Insecta; Hymenoptera; Colletidae
Product: elongation of very long chain fatty acids protein AAEL008004-like
Exons: 6
Coding region: 1024-2013 (329 amino acids)
Biological process (GO): very long-chain fatty acid biosynthetic process; fatty acid elongation, saturated fatty acid; fatty acid elongation, monounsaturated fatty acid
Cellular component (GO): endoplasmic reticulum membrane
Molecular function (GO): fatty acid elongase activity
Source: RefSeq, a predicted model, not a curated record